Messenger RNA from Leptidea sinapis, 6398 nucleotides. It is a transcript of the gene Marf1, whose product is annotated as meiosis regulator and mRNA stability factor 1. Gene Ontology annotation, molecular function: mRNA base-pairing post-transcriptional repressor activity; RNA nuclease activity; CCR4-NOT complex binding. The transcript has 17 exons. Gene Ontology annotation, biological process: post-transcriptional gene silencing. Bases 348 to 4208 code for a protein of 1286 amino acids. The record is from RefSeq and is a predicted model, not a curated record. Lineage: Eukaryota; Metazoa; Arthropoda; Insecta; Lepidoptera; Pieridae. Gene Ontology annotation, cellular component: peroxisome; cytoplasm.
AGGGCCUCCGGCCUAGGCCUUCAUAGAGUAAUUAAAAUAUUCUUUGGUAAAAGUGUUCUGUGGCCUAGGCUCUAGCCUCUAUCUAUUCGUUUAGAAUUUUUACUAAAAACACAAAGACGGAAGUGUACGAAAUGGCGUAAAUGUUUGUGAAUUGUUUUACGAUUUGUAAAUAUAUUUUUAUUAAUUUAGACGCAAAUCCAUGCGAUUUAAGUUUUGUUGUAGGCAUAUGCUGUUCUGUUAUACGUUUUUAAUUCGUAUGACUUGUGAACGAGGAUAGCCUACUUAUGAAUGGAGAUUGUGUUUGCAUGUUGAAACGUAUAUUGUUUAUUUAGAAUUUAUCCGUUAUAAUGAUUCGUACGAUGGGUCCAGUAAAUGAUACUGUAGAUACAAGACAUGCUCCAGGGUUGCGUAGUCAUUCAGCUCAAGGCCUUGCUACAAAAUUAUUUAGCCCUUCUUUAAAAAUGCCACUGCCUCCUAGAUUGUGGAUAACAGAUAUAGAAGACGAGUCGUCAGAUGAUGGUAAUGGUGAAAGUGAAAUUUGUACUGGAACAGUUGAUAGAUCUAGAGUUAGAUCCAGAUACAGGCACCAUAAACAAAAAACUUCAACUCAAGUACCUAUUGGAAUAUUUUGGGAUAUUGAGAAUUGUCAAGUGCCUCGCGGUUGUUCAGCAAUUGAUGUGGUAUCUGCUAUAAGAACUAAGUUCCUUGCUGGGAAAAGGGAAGCUGACUUUGUGGUUGUGUGUGAUGUUAGGAAGGAAGCAGCAAAUAGACUUCAGGAACUAAAUGAUUCUCAAGUGAGCUUAAUACAUGUUUGCGGAACACAAAAGAAUGCUGCCGAUGAGAAGUUGAGACAAUGUAUGAGACGGUUUGGGGAGCUCCAUCCAGCUCCAGCAUCACUGCUCUUGAUAUCUGGUGAUAUCAAUUUUGCAGCUGAUUUAAGUGAUUUUAGACAUAGGAAAAAUAUGGAAGUGAUAUUGGUGCAUAAACAGAAUACAUCAUCAGCAUUAAUAGCGUGUGCUUCAUCACAUUAUUGUUAUAAUGAGUUAACCAAGCAUCUGCCGAGGAAUCCAAAGGUGAGCCAGACCGAAGAGGAUGAACCAAUAACAUGUGAAAUAGAGGUGGCUAACUUGCCAGUUGACCAUCCGCCGGAGAGAGUUUCAAGGAGACUGAGACGACUAGCGGACAACUGUGGAGGGAAGGUUGUGAGGGUCACUGCGCCUACAGCACUGCUGAGGUUCCCCACGUCUGAUCAUGCGUUGAGGGCUCUGAAACGCAUGAACGGCGAGGAUGUAUUUGGACGAAAAAUCACGACGCGGUACGCGAACGGGCGGGCGCCUCAGGCCGCGUACUCCAGUGAUGAAGGAUACAGCACCGGACCGACCGCAGUCGCGCCCGUAGCGGGCGAUCCCGUAGCCGUGCACGUAGCUGCGCACGUAGCCGCGCACGUAGCCGCGCCGCAAGCGCCGAGACCACAGUUUCAGCCGGCCCCGGCGCCCGCCUCGGAGCUGAGCGCGGGCCCCCCGGGCGCGGGGCCCCAGUGCUCGGGCCCCCCGGGUGCGGGCCCCCUGAGCCGGCAGUGGGCGCUGGCCUUACAGCAGCUGCCGGGCCCGACUCCGGCCCCGCACCACUUCUGCCCGCCGCCGGCACCCAAGCCGCGCAUGAUCCGAGGCACGCAUGGUUCCGGCAGCCUGGACCGCUCCGGCUGCUCGUCCAGUGCCAGCUGCGACAGUGGGGGCGAGACCCGCGCGGCCGCGUCGCCGUGGAACUCGUCCGGCAGCUUCAGCGAGCCCAGCGACGGUGAGGACUGGCCGCGCGGCGCGGAGCUCACCGUCACCAACCUGCCGCCCCUCCACGGCACCGUGCUGCAGGACAUGUUAACGAAGCUGUUCUCGGCGCACGUGCCGGUGCUGGGCGUGUGGGUGCGCGCGGGCGGCGAGGGCCCGCUGGCCCGCGUGCUGCUCCGCUCGGAGGGCGACGCGCGCCUGGCCAUCGCGCGCCUGCACAAGCGGCGCCUGGCCAGCCCGUGGGCGGGGCGCCGCCUGGAGCUGGCGCUGGGCCGGCCCGCGCCGCCCGCCGACCUGCGCACGCUGCGGGCGCGGCUGCGGGCCAUCCUGCUGCACGAGGACGACUACUCGCUGCCGCUCACGAGGCUGCGCGACAAGUACGCCAGCCGCCACAGCUGCGCGCUCACCACGCAGGACCUGCUGCGGGUGCGGGACACGGUGCUGGUGCACGAGGGCUACGGCCGCGUGGUGCAGCUGCUGGACGUGUCGCCCGCGCCCGCGCCCGCCGACCGCCCGCUGUGGAAGUGCGAGCUGCACGCCGCCUCCGAGCUGGUGGACGAGGACUGCACGCGGAUCCUGCAGCCCGUGUUCAUCGACGCGGCCGUGCUGGAGCGGAACACUCGCAGCCUGCUGGACGCUCACGGGGGUGUUCUGCCGCUGCUGAGCUUCGUAGAAUGCUACGAGGCCAUGCACGAGCCGUUCGUGUACGACUCUCGGUACGGCGUCGUGCUGGAGCUGCUCUUGAGAAACAUUCCCUCGGUCGAGCUGAAGGAGAGCCCUUACAGACACCUCACCUGGGCUAACACCGUGCAGAAUAUUUCCGACAAUAGCUCGGGGUCUGCCGGCUCGGGCUCCGAGGAGCGCGGCCGCACGGCGCCCCUGCUGGAGCCCAUGCUGGCUCUGUUCGAGCGGGAGCUGACCGACCUGCUGCGGGCCGCCACCAACUGCUGCAUUCCUUUCAGCAAGUUGAUUCCCAUGUUCCACCAUCACUUCGGGCGCCAGUGCCGCGUCGCCGACUACGGGUUUACCAAGCUGCCGGAGCUGCUUGCAGCACUCACCUCCACUAUUGUCGUUUUGGGGACGGGUUCGUAUCGGAUCAUAACUCUCUCGUCCGCGGCGCAGAGUCGGCGCUGGACGGCUGAUCUCGUCAAAAUAAUGAAGACUCAGGGCGGCCGGGCCGUCGGCCAACACGAGAUACCCCAGCUCUACGAAGCGGUCGUCAACCGACCGUUCUCGCCCGCCAGCUACGGCGUGUGCACUCUCGCCGAGCUCAUGAAGAAGGUGUCGCGAGAGGUCAUCGUGAACCCGGACGGCACGCUUGCCGUCCCUCGGGACGUUCCCGCUCCGGAGGAACGGGAGCGCACGCUGCACUUCGCGUUCCAGGCCGUCGAGCUUCUGAGCCUCACGCCGAACCUGAAGAUGGAGAUCUCGCGUUUCGGGCAAUCGUAUCGGGCGCACUUCGGCACCCCACUCCCGGUCGCGCUCGAGGGACUCCAGAAACUGACGGACUUGUUCGAAACGAUCCCCGAAGUCGUGUCGCUGAGCGUCGGCCCGUCGGGCGAGCGCGUCGUCGGCGUGUCGACCGAGGCGGCGCGGGCCCUGAUGGCGCAGCGCUUCAGGGCGCUGGCGCCCGUGCGGCUGGCGGCGCUCAGGGAGCGGUACGCUCGCGAGUUCGGCGUGGCGCUGCUGCCCGAGCUGCUGGAGCAGUCCAGCCUGGAGAGCGUGGUGGCGGCGGCGGGCGGGCGCCUGGCGGCCGGCGUGCUGGUGUCGGACGAGUGGGCGAGCGCCGCGCUGGCCGCCGUGGGCGCGCUGGCGGCCGACCGGCGCGUGGCGCGCGGCCCGCGCCCGCCCGACUUCGAGCGGGAGUUCGCGCGGCUGACGGGCGCCGCGCCCGACCUGCGCCGCCUGCAGGACCUGGGCGUGCUGGACUGCCGCGCCGGCUUCCUGCGCGUGAGCGAGCCGUGGCGCGUGCUGUGGCGCGUCGCGCUGAUCCUGCGAGAUUGUUCGAGGCCGGUUCCCCCUAUGGAGAUAUUCUUGGAGUAUACGAAGCGCUACGGACCGUCGUUCCCCGACGCGGAUUUAUUAGGCUUGGACGCGGUAGUGAACUUCCUCCGCAGCAACACGGUAUUCUGCGAGGUCCGCGCGGAGGGCGCCAGUCGCUGGUGCCUCGGGGACGGUAUCAAGGUGCCGGUCGUGAGGGACGUGCUGCCGGUCAGCCGUAUGACGGCCGAGGAGUACUCCGCCUUCGACACUCCGCCCGGACAGAAGGGUUCGCGAGUGUUUGAGUCGCCGAAAGCAAAGUUGGUGUGGUCGUCUCCGCCUGCCAGCGCUCUGCCCCAGCCCACGGCGCUCCUGGGACAAGACAGGCGUCGUAUGAGGCUGGCGGCUCAGUUUGACGCCGCCAAUAUCGUCAGCCAUUCCUAAAGUAUGAGCUGUCUGUCUGUCACAGUGUUUGCAUGAGUCCAGAGUGGAGUCCGGAUCUCCUUUGGUUAGUUGCUCCGGAUCUGCUACGAAUUAUAUAAGUAUGUUGUUUGUGUCCUACAUUUGUGAUGUUCGUAACAAUAAUGUUUUAAAUUUUAUAUAUUUUUGUGUGUUUAUUUAUUAGAAUGUAAGUAAUGCAUUCGUCAAGUUGUUACAGUCAGUGCUAUCAGCGGCUCUAAUCAUUUCAACAUCUAACCUCAAAACCAAUAAGAUUCCUUUUAUUUCAAUAUUUUAGCCUGAUUGAUUUCUUAUUAUUUUCUUUUGUGUACUUGUAAUUUUAGUUUCUCUCGUAUUAUUAUUUAAUAAUCAUUAUUUUUAAUAAUUAUCCAUCUAUGUUUGUUUGUCUAACGGUGCAGCACAAAUCGUCAUAUUCUUGUAACAUUUUUACGAAUGCUUGUAUGUGGUACAAUAAUGUAAGUUGAGGUAUUUAUAUCAUUAAUUAAAUGUGAUCUCUGUAGAAUGUUUUAUCAAAUGAAAUUGGCUUUAAAUUCAUGACCCUUAUACAUUUUAUUUAAUGACUCAAAUUGUCUCCACCUACUAAUUGGAGUAUAGGAAUAUCGCGAUUCGAAUUUAUAAUUUUAGAUAAAAAUUGUAUAUUUUAUAUUAUCGAUAAUAUAUUUAUAUACUAAUCCUGUUAUAGAUUAAGUUUUUCAGUUGUUUUUUUUUUAACUUUGAUUGGCACAAUCUAAGGUCAAUUAAUAGUAUAGUUAUAUUAUUUUGAGUUACAAAUCUAAGACCUCGUCGCUCAAAACGCUCGUGUCUGAUGUGCAAUUGUUUUAUUUUAUCGGGGAACACUGCAAUGGCGUCGCUCCACGCGCAUGAUUAACCAAUUCUCGAGCCAUAGACAGAUUGCGUCGGGAAAGAUUUAUCGAAUACGAACAAAUUGUCUCGGGCUUACACGUCCUUCAUGUGUGAAUAUAUAAGUUCGCGCAUAUACUUAACUAGAACUUAAUAGAUAAUUUUAAAACGGGCGUAAAUUUUGUAUUUGUCCAUGGAACGAACGAAUCUUGGUAGGAGAUAUAAACUGCAUCGUCUACUUAAUUAUGUGAAAUUAAUGAGAAAUGAAAUGAAAUCGAUUUCUACGACUCGAGAAUAUGGCUCUUGAUCAUACUUAUGAGUAUAUUAUAUUUACUAUAGGCUAGUGUACAUUGAGCGGUCACUCCGACAUGUGUUUCAAGGGACGUGCCCCAGUCUUUAACUAUCGCUAAGUAAGCCUAAUUAGUGUAAGUGAUUUUUUGUUUGUGAGGUUUAAAAUUGUACAUCUGUUUCUCUAUACGAAUGUGGCAAUGAAUCAAAAAUACAAUCCUUUCUGUGAUAUUAAUGUACCGGACAGUAUCGUUGCAAUGUUAUGAAAUAAUCUGUUGCGUAGAUACUGUGAUUCUGGAGUGUGUUGUAUUUUUAUAUUUAUUUUGUGUGUGUAGGUAUGGGCGCGGGGCGACCAUAUUGCAUUGGUCAUAUUAAAUGCAACAUUAGUGCAGUUGUUACAUACAUGUAAGCGGGGCCUAGCACUUAUUGUUUAUUUAUUACACUGCCAGACUGCAUUUCACGUUGGCCAAGAUCAUAAACAACCAGUUGCCAAUGAAACACGCUGUGGCGUCACACCGCGCCAUCUGCUGGCGAAUGUCGAGAGCACAAAUGUCAAUGUCAAGUACAGCGUCCGUCACGCGCUGUUCUGGGCGCAGCUUGCAAUGUGCUCUGAACGUGUCAACUGAGUUGUCACUCUAAGAUAGAAGACGCCGCGCCUCGCCACCAGAUGGCGCUCUGUGAGGCUACAUGUUAUAAUUAUUGUAUACUUUACGUACUGGUAUGGAAAAUAGUGAUUAAGAAAUUUUACCGUCGUGACUCAGAAUUUGUAAGAAUUUUUUAUUAUAAUUAAUAUUUUAAAUUUUCUAAAAGCAGAAGAUUGCAAUUUUAAGCCAAUGUUUUUACUUUUGUGACUUAAAUUUAUAAAGUUUAGAUUUUAAGAUAUUUCCAAAUACAGUAAGCGAAGAUGUUUGUAUUUUUUCUACAUCUCAAAUUGUGAUUAUUUUUGUUGUAGGAUGUAUAACUGCUUUUAUGUAUGGAUGUUAAUUCCCUUCGCAUUUUUAGUAAUUUCAGUAGGGGUGUCAAAAUAAAUGUUAUUUUUUGAAGGUU